GAUUGGCCUGUGGUCAUUUCGCUGCCGUCCUCCGCCCAACCGGUUCAUAAACUUUCUCGCUCCUCGAACGAGUCAAGAUUAAAUUUGUCAUAAAUAUAUAUAUAUAUUUUUAAUUCCGAACUCAUUAUAAGUGGCGUAGAAAAAUAAUCUAAAUCAUGUCUGGGAAAAGAAGUUCAGUUUCGACAAUCUCUAUGUCCAUCAGUGGAGCUAAUGCGGUUGGAAGCCCCACAAAGAAGAAAGGACUAAGCUAUGGGUUGACUUCGUUUUUCCUUAUUGCCCAGAUGGCGGGGGCUGGCUUCUUGGCUCUUCCAAAAGCCCUGUCAGACGUGGGUUGGCUGGGUAUUCCAAUGAUGCUGCUGUUCUGUGGAAGUGUGGGCUUCGCUGGAACACGGCUUGGCCAAUGUUGGAUUAUAUUGGAAGAGAGAUGGCCUGAGUACAAACUACCAACUAGGCAACCCUAUAUGGACAUAGCUGAGAGAGCUCUGGGGAAUGUUGGAAGGAAAAUCACGCAGAUUUCUGUCGUGUUGAACUUGUUCGGGUCAACGACCGUGUUCAUCAUCCUCAUCUCAGAGAUGGUGGCCAAAAUCAUAGCGUUUGAAUGCCCUGGCCAAUGUGUCCUCACCAAGUGCGAGCUGGUCAUUAUUGUCGGGGCCGUCAUAAUUCCCUUUACCUGGCUAGGAACUCCUAAAGAUUUCUGGCAAGCCUCACUGCUGGCAGUGAUAGCAACCGCAGCAGCUGUUGUAGUAAUAGUGAUCCAGAUCUUCGAGUUCCCUGAGACGCGCCCGGAUAAUCCCCAGUACCCGAACCCGACCGUGGGUUCUUUCUCACUGGGGUUUGGCUCAAUUCUCUUUGCUUUCGGUGGAGCUGCUGUCUUCCCCACCAUCCAGAACGACAUGGAGGACAGGUCCCAAUUCUGGAAGAGCAUUUGUCUUGGAUUUCUUGGUAUCAUGUCCCUGUACCUGCCUGUGGGUCUGUGUGGCUUCAUCUUGUAUGGUGACCAAGUAGAAAGCAAUAUCCUCCUGACCGUGACGAUGAACUUGGCAGUUGAGAUCGCCAUUGGACUACAGAUCAUUAACCUGUUGUGUACCUUCAUCAUCAGCUCCAAUCCCGUCUCCCAGUCUGUUGAGGACGUCCUGAAUGUUUCCAAUAAGUUCACUUGGAAGAGAUGUGUGCUACGAUCUCUGAUCGUGUCGCUGCAAAUGCUGAUCUGCUUGGCUAUUCCGGACUUUGGGCUGAUCCUGAACCUGAUCGGAGGUUCACUGAUCACACUCUGCACCUUCGUUCUGCCUCCACUUAUGUAUAUGAAGUUGAUCGACGACCACAGUGGCCAAUUUAAGAAGAGGACUAUACCCACCUGGGAGAGGAUUUUCCUUGUGGAGAUCAUGAUAGUUGGUAUAAUUGGAGGAGUGUGUUCGACCCUCUCUGCGCUGUACUCCAUUAUCGUCGCCUCUUUCAGUGAAUCAUGCUUCACUGAGUUCAGCAAAUGCACCGCUUGAACCAGUAGCGUGUCAUCAGUUUUCCACGAUCACCCAAUAGCGCCUCUUCAGUUCUCUUCGAUCAGCCAAUAGCGUCUCUUCAGUUCUCCACGAUCAGCCAAUUGCGUCUCUCCAGUUCUCCACGAUCAGUCAAUUGCGUUUCUCUAGUUCACAACGAUCAGCCAAUAGAGUCUCUCCUGUCUUCUGCAACCAACCAAUUGCAUCUCUCUUGAAACUUGAUAUAACUAAUAGUCUCUUCUGCUUUCUGCCAGUAGUGUCUUUUCUUCCAACUAUUGCCAUCUAAUAGUGGUUCUCAGUCUUGUGACAACCAAUACGGUCUUUUAUCUACUCCAGCAAAUAAUUGUUUUCCUUUGCUUCAACCUCGCUUGACCAGUAUCAGUUUGUAAAUCUACAGCUCUUUAAUACAUUUAUAAUAUAUCAAUUGGCAAAUUUACUUUAUUUUAAUCAAACCAAUAUAAUUCUUCGCCAAUUAAUAAUUUGCAAUUUA
Molecule: messenger RNA, 1983 nt
Organism: Procambarus clarkii (red swamp crayfish)
Lineage: Eukaryota; Metazoa; Arthropoda; Malacostraca; Decapoda; Cambaridae
Biological process (GO): amino acid transmembrane transport
Cellular component (GO): vacuolar membrane
Molecular function (GO): L-amino acid transmembrane transporter activity
Source: RefSeq, a predicted model, not a curated record